UAGAAUAAACGUUUACCAUAAGUAUGGCGGUCGUGGAUCUCAACGUGAACCGCAGCCUAGUUGUCUCCAACUUUGAUGGCUACAAGCUGUCCUUCGAUCCUGUGCCGGUUCUGCGGCAGGAGCUUGAGUGCGACCCUGUGCGCCAGGAGCUAGCCGCGGAUGAUUUCUCACUUCUACAUGCACAACUGUUUGACUUACAAAAUCAUCUAUUUGCUGAUCCCUGGAUGCGCCACUAUAGUUACUUUUUUAAUGUGCGCCACCAGCUUGUGCAGUGCAGAUAUGAUCCACUUAUUGGACAUGCUGAUGGUCAGCGGGUUGUUUACACGAUGGAUUAUCGCGACCAGGGCGAUGGACACAAACCUAACUUGACGGACUAUAACUACACCCUUAUAUUCGUUUCGGAACGUUUCUGUGUGAUUUGCGACGGGAGGACCUCGUAUCACCUGAUUGACACAGGCGAUCGAUCCCGAUCCGGUCCACAAGAAUGGCAGCGUAUCACUCACACGCGGGUAAAUAGUACCAUUGAGUUUCACGGCUUUAUACUCUACGAUGCCCGGCUGGAUAUGGUAAAGGAAUGCAAGCAAAUCUCUCUGGUUGCCGGACAUGUGGCACGCCGUCCUGCCGUAGGCGGGAGACAAACGCAAAUUCAUUUCAUGGAUCUAACCUUAGGUCGUUGGACCCAGUCACUGGAAAACAACGAGUGGUCCUACAGUGUUUGUCAAAGUCUGGAGACCACUGGUUCCAUCUUCUACUGUGCCUUUGAGCCGCGAGCCGAGUCCCUAAUUAUUGCCAGCAAUCGUGAGGUACAAACACGAGAGCAGCGCAAGAUAACCGACGAAGCUGCAGUCCAUGCUGGACCCGAUGCUGCAGCGAAUGCUGUAUCGGAAACUUUUGCUUCCCUGCUGGAAAACGGCGGUGAAGCAAACUAUACUUGGUCUCAGACGAUUGAGAAUGUGGUCAUCACAUUAGAAGUGCCACCCUUUACUCUUGAAAGCGACUUCAACGUUCGCUGUACAACUUGCACUGUGGUGGUGGAAUAUAAGACCCAGGUGAUUUUCACCGCAAGUUUAUACAGCAAUCUGGACCCGGAUUAUCCAGAGUGGAAAAUUAGGACGGAUGGACUGGAAGUGGUGCUGGCUAAGAAGGAGCAUGAACACUGGCCACGAUUGCUUGCGGAGUUGGAAGGUGGAGUGGCGGAGCAAAUAAUAUCCUUCGAAGGGGGGCAGAUGCCAAUUCCUAAUCUUGCGGACCCCGUUGAGGAAUGUGACAUAGAUAACGAUGACACUAAAAUGGUGCGCUUUAAUCUGCCUAGCGGUAGCAUCACUCAUACUAUUUUCCUCAGCUCCUCGCCACUGCUGUUUACCACGACAUUGCGUCCUGGAUUUCCGGCAGCCUUUGCGACGCGCGAGGGUGUGGAUGCCUCAAUAUGGUUGCAGAUGUACCAACCCACUCGACCGGACGAAUGGAGCGUUCGUCAUGAGGGACAACUGCACGCCUUUGGCUACGUACUUGCUUCUAAGCAGCAGCGCAAGUUUACUGGCUGCUGCCCGGAUUUGGACUACGUGGUCAUCUGUGAGAGUUGUCGCCAUGUGAUAAUCUAUCGGCCGCAUCAUGAUUCCGCUAGUGGUCUGCGCAAGCGCAACGGUCCACCAGUCACUCUGGGCAAACAGAGUCUCAUUACCAUGCCUGAUCACACCGGCGAGAUUCUGGGCAUGACCACAGCCAAUAAUGUGAUCACCAUUCUUUCCAAGAAAGCCCUGCUACACCUGCAGGUGUAGUAGGAGUUCGAUUCCCAUUGGCACGCAGCACAUUCGGAAUUUUAUUUUAGUUUUUCGUAUAAAGUUGGUAAGAUUAAAAUAUUUAAUAAACUCUUUUUAAAUAUUUUUAACUCCAUUUUAUGCUUUUUAAAACUUGUUAUACUGGUUUUGCACUGGCUGUUUUGAAUAUUUCAAUAAUAAGUAAAUGAUAAAUAGUUAAAUAUCAAAUUUUAAUUUUCUAAUAUAUUUUUUUGCCCUAGGAUAACAAACAACAUUCAAAGUAGGCGGUCGUCUCUCGUUCAAAAUUCUAUUUCGCCAAACGAACCUUUUUAACGUUACUUAGAAUUGAAUUUUAAUAGUGAUAUCACAUUCAGGCAAAAGCAAAUUUAAAAAUCAAAUAAAACCAGAAGUAAGUAUAGUAUUAA
Molecule: messenger RNA, 2182 nt
Organism: Drosophila eugracilis
Lineage: Eukaryota; Metazoa; Arthropoda; Insecta; Diptera; Drosophilidae
Product: nudC domain-containing protein 1-like
Exons: 2
Coding region: 24-1778 (584 amino acids)
Source: RefSeq, a predicted model, not a curated record